Cylindrotheca closterium is the source of this 1221-nucleotide messenger RNA. The record is from the annotation of a GenBank genome assembly. Lineage: Eukaryota; Bacillariophyta; Bacillariophyceae; Bacillariales; Bacillariaceae.
AUGUUAUCCAAGACUAACCUCGUCUCAAACUCACUACGCCGUCGCUUCCUCCAAAUUCGCAGUGGAAGCAGCAGGACGGCAAUGCUUUCAUGGUAUCCUCAUGAAAGCAACGGGGACGACUUUGAUGGAUUUACCAAAGAGCAGAUUCAAGAGACUAUGUUGAUGAUGCUUCAGAAGCCUGAAACGUCGACAGGGUUUGUCCCGUCGGCCGAAAUGCAUUUGUCCAACACUAGGAGCAUUAUAGCUGAUGACGAAAACAAGAUGGACGACUUUGAUGGAUUCACCAAAGAACAAAUACAAGAGGCAAUGCUUAUGAUGCUUCAGAAGCCCGAAACGUUGACCGGAUUUGUUCCGUCGGCCGAAAUGUUAUCAUCCAACAAUGAUAACGCAAUUCCUGACGAGGAAAGCAACAUCGACUUCGGAUUUACCAAAGAACAAAUCCAAGAGGCUAGUAUGCUGCUAAUGCUACAGAAGCCCGAAACUUCGACCGGAUUUGUUCCGUCGGCCGAAAUGUUAUCAUCCAACAAUGAUAACGCAAUUCCUGACGAGGAAAGCAACAUCGACUUCGGAUUUACCAAAGAACAAAUCCAAGAGGCUAGUAUGCUGCUAAUACUACAGAAGCCCGAAACGUCGACCGGAUUUGUUCCGUCGGCCGAAAUGCUAUCGUGUAACGCUAGUAACGCUACUGGUGACGUUGAUAUCGCGACAGCUAACCAAACCACAUCUGACCUCCUUGCCAUGCUUUCGCUCGCGUCCAGCCCAGAAUCGGCAAUUGGUGUCAACCACUGUUCUGAGUACUUGAAUGCCGAAAUGAAGAAGCAAAUGAGCACUCAAUACGAGAAUUCAUUGCCCAAGACCCUAUCUGAAGCCUUGAGCGAUCCCAGGCCGAUUGUUGUUACUUCGGCGGCUUCACCUUUUGAAGUUGUUGACGUCAAUGAAGCAUGGGUGGGACUCUGUGGAUUUUCCAGAGAAGAAGCCAAGAAUCGAAAUUUGGGACAAUUGCUGAAUGGACCCGAGACAGAUGUAUCGUUGGCACGAGAAAUGGUGGCCAACUUACGCCGCGAACACUACAGUCGUGCGAUCCUUUCCAACUACACUAAGACAGGACGCAGGUUCGAGAAUCGUGUACAAGUCGGAACCCUGUCAUCCGACAACGGUGAGAGUAUUGAAUACUUUGUUGGAUUGCUGGAAGAGAUCCCUCAAGCACAGCAAUCCAUGUAA